AAAAAUUUGUUUUGCUCAUCUUUCUGUUGUAAACUUUUUAUUAUUUGCUUUUUUGCACUUGUGUAGGCUGUUAAAGUAAAUGUAGUGAUUUUUCCUGUGUCGUGGGUGUUUUGCACGAAAUUCUCUAGUAUUUAGUGCCACCCACAACAUACAUUUCAUUCAAUUCAACUAAUUUUUCAGUCAAAAAACAUUUCCCUUUGUCCUUGCAAUGCUUUGUGUACUUAACUAUUCUUGAAAACCCAUAAUUAUAAAUAAUUAGUUAUGUCAGUAAAAAGUAGAGUGGCUAAAAAGUGAAACAGAUAAUGAAUCAUUGUUCUGUGAAAAUAAACACUUCGCGUGUUUGUAUUUGACCAGCGUUAAUCACGUUUUUGGCAAUCUUGUGAUGCAAAGCAAAAUCGUCCCAUUUUAACCUGAAUUGUGAUAUUAUUAAUUUAAGUUUAUAAUUUUAAAUAGCUACGAAUUGUUUUGUAAGUUUGAAAUUAUCAAAUAUGACUGUAACGUACACUGGUGAGGUUGCUACAGUCAGAGGUUUGGGGUGCUUUUUGAAGUUAUUAGGAAGGUGGAGAGGCAGUAUUUAUAAACUAGUAUGGAUUGACCUUCUAGUAUUUUUAUUUUUCUACUACAGCCUGAAUUUUACAUACAGAUAUGUACUCGAUGAAGUAGGAAAAGUACGUUUUGAAAUGGUAGUAAAAUACUGCUUUGAAUAUGGCAGCCUGAUACCCUUAUCGUUUGUCCUGGGUUUUUAUGUAUCUGUUGUAAUGACCAGAUGGUGGAAUCAAUACACAGCGAUACCAUUUCCCGACCCUUUGGCCGUUUUCGUUAGCGCCACUGUUCAUGGACAGGACGAAAGGGGUAGAGUUAUGCGCAGAACGAUAAUGCGCUACGUUUGCUUAUGUGUAACAAUGACAUUUACGAUGAUUUCUCCUAGGGUUAAAAAGAGAUUUCCGACUCUUGAUCAUUUUGUUGAGGCGGGUUUGUUGCACGAAAGCGAAAAAGAUAUUAUGGUGAAUCUGAAUAAAAAGUUUCCUAAAUAUUCUAAGCAUUGGUUACCAAUAGUAUGGGCUUCUAGUAUUAUUACAAGAGCGAGAAAAGAAGGUAGGAUAAGAGAUGAUUUCGCUGUAAAAACUUUAAUAGACGAGUUGAAUAAAUUCAGAGGUCAAUGUGGGUUACUACUGAGUUUUGAUACUAUUAGUGUCCCUCUAGUGUACACACAGGUGGUAACUUUGGCAGUAUACAGUUAUUUUAUGACGACAUUAAUGGGCCACCAGUGGGUAAACAAUAGUAGCACAAACGAUUUUGAUCUCUAUUUUCCAUUUUUUGCAACUCUGCAAUUUUUCUUCUACGUGGGCUGGCUCAAAGUAGCGGAAAGUUUGAUAAACCCCUUUGGAGACGACGAUGAUGACUUUGAAGUCAAUUGGAUGGUCGAUAGAAAUCUUCAAAUUUCUUAUCUUAUAGUAGAUGAAAUGCACCACGAUCAUCCUGAAUUAGUCAGAGAUCAGUAUUGGGAUGAAGUAUUCCCGCAGGAAUUGCCUUACACUGCUGCAGCCGCAGCAGCAGAAUCCAUGAGAAAUACACAUCCGUUGCCUUCGACUGCCAAUAUUGCCGUUAAACCAGCAGAUCAAGAAUUUGUAUCGCCAUCGUCACUAAAAAUCGACUCCCUGAUGGACAAUAUGCAAAGUGGACCCAUUACUUUCUCAGCCACCAGGCAACCUAGUUUUAAGAGCAGGAAAAAUUCUUCAAACAGCCUUAAUAUUGGAGCUUCUGUGCCAGAUGCAAUGUCUAUGCCAAAAGUAGCUUCAGUCACCAACAUGCUAAAACGUUUCUUUAGCAGAGACGAUAGUAAAAACGAUUCAAGAGGAGGACCAAAUAUAGAAUCCGCCGAAAUGAAUAAUUUAGUUUCUAAUGAAGAUAAAGAUAAAAAGUUGGCGUGCAGUGUAAGAAGGAUAACUGAUGAUAUCAUAGAAGAACUAGAUGAACAAUUGACGAUAACCUCGCAAAAAUCACAUGAUACUCGACCUAAUGUGAUGCAAGUAUUUGGACCUCCUUCGCCGUCUACACCUAUUGAUGUUCCUCAAACUAGCAGUUACCCAAACUAUUCACCUCAGAAUGUUUAUGAUCCAUUUCCUCUGAUGGGUGGUUCGGCUCCAAGCGGCGAUACAAUUGACCAUGAUAAAGUAAGCAUCGGAUCUGCUACAGAUGAGGAAGAUGACGAAUUUGAGAACUUAAAGAAGAAAAGAGAUGAAGAAAGACUUAGCAGGUUCAGACAGAACUUGGUUCGUUCAAUAAGUAUACAGAAAGGAGAUGAAGCAGACGGUGAGUGUUUAUUGAAAAGGAGAUCAUCGAAUUUGUCAUCGUCUCCACCACAGCACCCCUAAUCUGUGUAUGGUAGCGGCUCACUAGAAAUGUUUUAUUUACAUGAGGUCUUUAGUAUUUUUGAUCAAAUACUCUAAAAGCUGUGUAUACACCAAGCAUUCUGAUUUCUCAUAGUAUAUGUGUUUUUUGAGAUUUUAAACAGCAAAUACAGGCUCAGUGUAUAUGCAGCUCAAGACAAUAAUAAGUAUUAGAUUUCUUUCAAACAAACAAAAUGCUCAAAUUAUUUUUAAUAUAAAUAUUUAUAAUGUUUAAAAUUAAAUAUCUAUUGUGCCUACAGAUUUUCACUGAAGCAAGCUUUAAGCAACAUACAUUAUGGACAAAAUCGUCAAAUAUUUUAAGUCAUUUAUAGUUAUCUAUCAUUGUUUACUAAGUAAGUAUUUUUAUCAUAUUUAUAAUCAUUUUCACAUAAUAUUUGAUCAUUUUGUCCACUAGUAUGUUUGCAGCUUUAAUUAAUUAUUUAAAUUUUGGUGAUGGAUUUUUAAUGAAAAUUAGCUAUCGCCUUAAACUAAUAUUACUCUUUACAAGUAUUAUUAGGCUCGAUUUUUUUUUUUAACGAUUUUUGUUGUUACCUCAUUUAGGCUUUAUUGUAAUGGUAUAGAAAAAAAAUGUAUAAAAAUCACAGACACUGAAAUCUCAAAUAAUCUUAUGAUAUUUAGAUGCAAUACCUGUGAAUAAAAUAUUGUUCUGUGUCUGUUGAUUAUUCUAUGAAAACAAUACGACAUUGUGAUAAAUUUAAUUUAAUUUUAUACUUAAUUUAGUAUAGAGAUUCAAUAAACUGUUGUUGAUAAGCUUGAUAAGUUGAGUUGCCUCGAGUAAGAUCUGAAAUUUUUAUUUGUUAUGCGCUUGUAGAGCAUUGUCUUUAAUUUGUUCUAUUUGACUAUGUAAAUUAAAUAAAAAUAAGAUAACGAACAA
Messenger RNA from Ceutorhynchus assimilis (cabbage seed weevil), 3285 nucleotides. NCBI's taxonomy places the organism in Eukaryota, Metazoa, Arthropoda, Insecta, Coleoptera, Curculionidae. The record is from the annotation of a GenBank genome assembly.